AUGUCCAAACUCUCCAAGACUAACGUUAACCAUGCUGCGGGCAUCUUCGCCGACAUGUCGGUCGAUGGGCCCGCCAUUGGUACCCUCGUCGCCAUUGUUGACCGUGCGAAGAACCUGCCCAACCGCAAGACCAUGGGCAAGCAGAACCCCUAUUGUGCCGCUCGCCUGGGCAAAGAAGCGAAGAAGACUCCUACCGAUCUGCGAGGUGGGCAAACACCUCGAUGGGAUCACGAGCUUCGGUUUACAGUACACCAGUCCCCGGACUACUACAGAAUGAAACUCUCGAUCUUCAACGACGACAAGAGGUCUGAUUUGAUUGGCGAAGCCUGGGUCGACCUGCAGAACUUGAUCAUCCCCGGCGGUAGCCAGAACGACCAUUGGCACGUCCUACAGAGCCGAGGCAAAUAUGCAGGCGAGGUCCGCCUUGAGAUGACAUAUUACGACACCCGUGAGCAAGACGAGACGGUCAUUGAGCGACGGAAAGGUGCAGCCGAAAGAGCACAGGGCAAGGUUGCAAGCCCGUCGACAAGCUCCAUGCUAUCUGGCGCAUCUUCAAUGUCUGCCGCGUCUGGACUUUCUGGACCCCGUCAAUUAGAAAAGGUCAAGAGACGACCUCUGCCUACAGAUCCGUCUGGGGCCGCCCCUGUCAGACCUCCAGCUCCAGAGCACGUCCAGUCAGCCCCUCCGCUGCACCACCCCAUGCCAGCCAUGCCGGCCAGGCCAGCCGUCCGUGAUCUUGCCCAGACCAUGCCACAGGCUGCUGCACCCGAACCUUUCUCCUAUGCCCCCAGACACCCCGAACCUUCUUACGAUACCCAAUCAUAUGCUCCACCUUCCAACAUGCAACCCAGAGGGGGUUACGACGGCCCUGAUGAUUACCAGAUGGAAUGGAGUGCUCCUCCAUCUCUCCCUCCUGCGGGCAUGGUGAGAAGCAACACACAGGAACUCCCUUACCAUACCCCUGAAGCCCCCGACCACGUGUACGACUCGCGUCACCAACAGCCACGCAGUCACUCUGACUACGAUCAUCCUCCCUCGCGUGACUAUCGGUCAGCAUCAGAACCCCCCUUCGAAUCUGAAAUGGAUGGACGGAUGCAGUAUGGUGCUGUGCCUCAGUCGCAGGAUGCCUAUAAUCAAAUGGUCUCACCUCAGUAUAACGUGAACCCAAUGACAUUCGGGCAGGUGUCAACCUUUUCACCACGCUUGGCGGAAGACAUGCCUGCGCCGUUGAACUAUGGCCGUCCUGGUUCAUCCUCCGGACCGGCGGAUGAUCCUCGAUACCAACCGCGCUUUAAAGCUUUGCCACCCGCCCAUGUCGACGAGUAUCAUCCAGAGUAUGCUGGAAUGCAGCCGAGUGUGGAAGAUGAAGAAGAUUUUGACAAGCCUCCACCCCCGCCGCCCGUUCACCGUUCUCGAAUGGCACAGCAGGCACCGCCGGCACCACAGGCACCGCCAGCAGUAUCUCCAACAAAUCAGUUGCCAUCUUCGUAUAGGCCAUACAAUCCUUCCGUGCCUGCAAGUCUGGUCGCUGGGUACGAGGCCCAGAGUCAGCCUGAUCGUGCGGUGUAUGAAGAUCGAAGCGGCCGGAGACGCAGCGCACUUUUCGAUGAUGAAAUGAUGCUAGCCCAGCAGCCUGCACCAGCACCGGCACCCUCACCCUACGAGGCUCCUAUCUAUCCUCUUCGCACAUCUCCUCGGCCUAUGGGCGAGCAAUCAGGCUCUGUUGUAAGCCGAGCAAGCCAAGCUAGAUCGGUGAGUCCAGAUACGCGGAUGAUUACCCGAAAAUCGGUAAGCCCUCGACCUUCGUCUUCGGAUAGCCGGGCAGGCUCCUCGGUCCCUUUCUCUCCCGACUCCUACAACUCCUUCAACCAGCAUUCCUCCCGACCUGGAAGCUCUCGAGGGGUUUCCCCUGCGUAUGAAACGCCAUCGCAAGUCAGAGCCCCGUCGUCUCGGUCUGAGUUUGAAUCCGUCCGAGACUUGAAUGAGCCUAUCAUCGGUGAUGAUGGUCGCGAGAUUGACCCCUCAGACCACCUGCCUACAGAAACAUGGGCCCCUGAGCCGGAGAAGAAGAACCGCAAACCGGAGGUCAUUAUCCGAUUCAAGAAUUCACCCCGGCCGACAUCCCGUGGCAACGACACGCCUGUCCGGAGCACACCGCCGCGUGUAGGAUUCCGCACUACGCCCGACACUCCGAGUGACUACAGGCGGUACAAUCCGUCUGUGCAUGCCGACUCUGUGGACCGCACUCCCCCUCGGGCUGAUCGGGGACACGAAAGUCAUGGCAGUUACACACACGGUCGAGGCUACAGCACCCCGACAUCUGUUGACCGGCCACGCUCCUCCCAUCGAGUCUCGGUUUCUCCCACGCCCAGCGCUCGCUCACCAUUGUAUGACUACAGCCCUGGACCGCCUAUACCUUCCAAGGUACCGGUCUCCCAAGGAGCACCAGCCUACCCCGUUGCAUCCAGCAAUGUGAGAGGUGGGCGACCGGGAAUGGAUGCCCUGAGCCGUGAGCUCAGCACAAUCGACAUCGGCUCAGCGGGCUGCAGUCCGAGUCGAGCCGUUCGGAGAUACGCACCACCUCGGCCGUCGGCGUCAAUGGGCUAUGCCAGUUAA
Penicillium atrosanguineum is the source of this 2616-nucleotide messenger RNA. RefSeq lists its product as uncharacterized. The coding region runs from base 1 to 2616 and encodes 871 amino acids. NCBI's taxonomy places the organism in Eukaryota, Fungi, Ascomycota, Eurotiomycetes, Eurotiales, Aspergillaceae. The transcript is spliced from 2 exons. The record is from RefSeq and is a predicted model, not a curated record.